CCCUUAAAGGAGCGCUGCUAGCCUCCUCCCCCGGCGGGGAAGGCGGAAGAGCGGAGCACCAGCGAGAGCAGCCCCGGCCUUGCCUGGCUCCUCUUCGGGUUUAUAUGCACCUGGCUGGAUUGCUGCUCGCCCUGGAGAAGGAGGAGAAGGGGCAGCACUGGGACCGCAGCUCACCUUUCCCGGCCAUGUGCUCGGUAAGCGAGGGUAGCAGCACAGACCCCUUGGUGACCCGCUUCAAACAGGUGGAGGAGACGCUGGAGAGGCUGCACCGGGAAAACAGGAGCUUGAAGAAUAAAGUGCCUCGGUACAACGCGCUCUGCACCUUGUACCACGAGUCUGCUCAGCAGCUGAGGCACCUCCAGCUGCAGCUGGCCGCCAAGGAGGCGACGAUCCGCGAGCUGCGGAGCAGCCUGGCCCGGCAGGCGACGGCGGCGGGCGGCGAGGCGGAGGCGGCGGGCGGGGAGCCGGCCCGCUCGCUGGUGGACAGCCUGCUGGAGCAGCUGGGCCAGGCCCGCGAGCAGCUCAGGGACAGCGAGCGACUCUCGGCGCGACGAAUGGAGGCUCUGAACCAGGAAGUACAGAAGUUGAAUCAGCAACUAGAGGAGAAAAAUGGAGAGAUACAGCAGAUGAUAAAUCAACCUCCAUUUGAAAAGGAGAGAGAAAUCUUACGACUUCAGAAGAGCUUGGCAGAGAGAGAAAAAGCUCAGGCCACCAGCGAUGUUUUGUGCCGUUCACUCACUGAUGAAACCCACCAACUGCAACGCAAAUUAGCAUCCACAGCAGAAAUGUGUCAACAUCUGGCAAAAUGUCUAGAAGAGAAGCAAAGAAAAGAGAAGGGGAAUUCAGAUGACCAGACACUUAUGGGAAGAUCUGAUCAGCUUUUAGACAAUGAAACUUCACUUCAAGCUCUUAUCUGCAACCUACAAGAUGAAAACAGGAUGUUAAAACAAAAAGUAGCUCAUGUGGAAGACUUAAAUGCAAAGUGGCAGAAAUACGAUGCAAGUAGGGAUGAGUAUGUGAAGCGACUCCACUUGCAGCUAAAAGAGAUGAAGUCACAACUGGAGCAGCAGCAUGGUGUAACUUCCACACAAACGAAUUCUGACCUGAUGCACAAAGAGAUACUCCGGUUAAACAAGCUACUGGAAGAGAAAAUGAAUGAAUGCAUAAAAACAAGGAGAGAAUUAGAAGAUGUGAAGAAGGCCAGUGAAGGAGAUAAUGAACGCAUACAAAUGCUGGAGCAACAGGUCCUAGUUUAUAAAGAUGAUUUCACAUCUGAGAGAUCUGACAGAGAACGAGCACAGAGUAAAAUACAAGAGCUUCAGGCAGAAGUUGCAUGUCUGCAACACCAGCUAGCAAGACGACAGGAUUCAAGAGACACAAGCAGUCAUUUCAGAGUUCACAUUGGUAACCAAAAUCAUAUGCAUGUACAGACAAACGUUGAACAUCUACUGGGCAACAGCCCAGGCCAAACAGGCAUGAGAAGAACAUCUUCACAGUCUGAACAAGCUUCUCCUCCUGCGGACAAUGGAAACUCAGGAUCUGAGGGCAGGGCACAGGGUGAACUUAGAUGCCCUCAUUGUAUGAGGUUUUUCAGUGAUGAACUCAGUGAUGAAUUCCUCAAGCAUGUUGCUGAAUGCUGUCAGUGACCAUGUCAUGGGAGGCAUUUAAGUCAAUCACUACUUUAUAGACAGUAAAACUUUGCUCUAUACAUAUCUCCUACAGUCCUCAAACAGAGUAAUUCAAAUGGACAGCUCUUAGGAAUUAGGAGGAUGAACAAUAUCUACCUCUUCUUUGAUUUCACCUUCUCUUACACUGUAUGAAAGACUUCAAGAUAAAGCAAGGUGCUUUUAUGAAGAAUUAGUUUUGGCAGCUACGAGGAAGGCAAGCAUAAUACAAAUUCUACUACAAACUAAGCUGAAACUUACAGUGGUAGUUCGCUUCAGAGUGCAGCUUGACUCAAAUAUGAGUCUAAUUCUUCACAGCAGUCUGAAGGCUUGUGAAAAAAAUUAUUGAACUUACUGUCUUCCAAAAAUGUAGGCUGAAGAACGGGGGAGGAGCUUUUUGGCAGAAGAUAGGAAAAAGUCUUACUGUGCUUUAUCUGGAUUAAAAGCGAAAGUAUUUUCUUGUCUAUUGAAGGUGAACUUUCAGACAUCUUGCCUGAAAAUCCUUGUGCUCAACUAAAAUCAGGAGAAGUGAAGAAAACAUAAAAGGACUGGUUGUUGACUAAAACUAGCUUGUCUUUUUGCACAGAAACAAUGUACAGGGAUAUUUAUUUUUUCUGUGCCAGAAGUAAAUAUUUUACACGUUUGUAAA
Messenger RNA from Falco peregrinus (peregrine falcon), 2313 nucleotides. It is a transcript of the gene TNIP2, whose product is annotated as TNFAIP3 interacting protein 2. Gene Ontology annotation, biological process: regulation of transcription by RNA polymerase II; cellular response to lipopolysaccharide. Bases 105 to 1646 code for a protein of 513 amino acids. NCBI's taxonomy places the organism in Eukaryota, Metazoa, Chordata, Aves, Falconiformes, Falconidae. The transcript has 6 exons. The record is from RefSeq and is a predicted model, not a curated record. Gene Ontology annotation, molecular function: K63-linked polyubiquitin modification-dependent protein binding.